AUGCCCGUCUCUGACCCCGCCAAACUCGCACUGAUGGCGACUGACCCUUCUACCUCUCCUCUUCUCCCGCUGCCUAAGUCGCGCAAGCGAUCCAGACCGACCGACGAGGUUUCCGACCAGGCCUGCAGCACCAGAGCCGAGUCCAAGAUCGCAGUGAUAGACACACUCAUCCGCGGUCAUUACGAAGGCUGGAUAGCAGAUCCUACCCUUCGCGAGAUUGACUGGUACCGCGCCACCGUUGCUCCAUCUGACUUCGUUGCUCUCAUCGAAUCUUUCGACGACAAGCUGCGCAAGUGGAUGCUGGAAUCCCUGACCUACGACUGGAACGGAUUGACAGGCGAGAUUGUCCUUCGCAACAUGGUGCCAAACACUGUUCACGACGUCGUCUGCGCAGAGAUAGCAAAAGCCCUCGACCGUCAACUUGACGCAUUGAAAGAGGAGGAAGAAGACGAAGACAUGAUGAAACUAUUGAAGGCUAUCGUGGGACCGUAUACUACUGCAUCGCCACUCCUAAAUCAAGGCGUCAAGAAGACAGGCAACACCCUCACCGACGAUGCACUGAAGAGCAAGCGACAACCCGACGCCUGCUUCCGUUUUCUCGGUCGCUCACACCAACCUAUCGUCAUCGAAGUCGCUAACGGCCAAAAGAACGAGGAUCUGGAAGCUUUGGCAAUGUCAUGGAUGCAGGACACAGAGCGCAAGACGAAGACAGUCAUAACCGUCGGUUUGAAAUACAAGACCCCUCAAGAACGGUACAUGGACUAUCGCACACCCAAAGGCACAAUUGCCGUAUAUCGCGCCGAUCCCCUUUCCACCCCCGCCGAGCUGAAGUGGACGAGGAACAUGUUCACCUUUCACGAUCUGAAGAGCAAGAAGCCUGCGAGUGAAGCCAGCCUCCAGCUAACGUUGGCCGACUUCGUACCACAUUCCGAGAUGAAAGAUCUUCCCGAAGGCUUCGAGUUUCCUGACAUCAAUAUCUCCGCGAGGAAGCUUCGCAGUAUUCUCGAUAGCGGCGACAGCCAGCAGCGGGAUGUAGACAGAAGGUCGCGCAGCCCUGACUACUCUCCUCCAGCCAAGAAGGUGCCGAAGCGCCAGCCAAGCCAGGCUCAGCCUUCGCCAGCACCAGCCAACAGCUUUGGAAGGUCUAUAGUGAAACCGAAGAGAUAUCUUGAUUAG
Alternaria ventricosa is the source of this 1176-nucleotide messenger RNA. RefSeq lists its product as uncharacterized. The transcript has a single exon. Bases 1 to 1176 code for a protein of 391 amino acids. The record is from RefSeq and is a predicted model, not a curated record. NCBI's taxonomy places the organism in Eukaryota, Fungi, Ascomycota, Dothideomycetes, Pleosporales, Pleosporaceae.